AUGAAAAACAAUAUCUAUCUAUCUAUCUCUCUCUCUCUCACUCUCUUGUGCUCUUUCUUCUCAAUUUCUUUCCUUGUUUCUUUCCUUCUUUCUCUUUUCUUUCACUAUCUAUUUAUCUAUCUACAUAUCUUUCUCUUUCUCUCUCUCUCUCUCUCUAUCUAUCUAUCUAUCUAUCUAUAUAUAUAUAUAUAUAUAUAUAUAUUCGUCCUUUGCUUUAUGUUAAAACUUUACCCACCUAUGUCUCUUUUCCUCUCUUUCUUUCUUUCUUUCUCUCUCUCUUUUCUUUCUUUCUUUCUUUCUUUCUUUCUGUCCUUCUAUUUAUGUAUCUUUCUUCGCUUUUUCUUCUCUAUGCAACAUUAUUUCAUGCUUCUAAUCGAUGGUCCUUUCAUUAUCUAUCUAUCUAUCUAUCUAUCUAUCUAUCUAUCUAUCUAUCUAUCUAUCUCAGUCUGUUCGUAUCUAUCUAUCUACCUAUCUAUCUAUCUAUCUCAGUCUGUUCAUAUCUAUCUAUCUAUCUAUCUAUCUAUCUAUCUAUCUAUCUAUCUAUCUCAUUCUGUUAACAUCUAUCUAUCUAUCUAUCUAUUCAUUAUCUCAUCUAUCUAUCUAUCUAUCUAUCUAUCUCAGUCUGUUAUAAUUCAUUCAUCUAUCUAUCUAUCUAUCUAUCUAUCUAUCUAUCUCAGUCUGUUCAUAUCUAUCUAUCUGACACACAUUUUUUCUUAUUAA
Acanthosepion pharaonis is the source of this 720-nucleotide messenger RNA. NCBI's taxonomy places the organism in Eukaryota, Metazoa, Mollusca, Cephalopoda, Sepiida, Sepiidae. The record is from the annotation of a GenBank genome assembly.